AUGAACCUUUAUGAUGAAGUUAAACUAUACAACACAACUAAUGAACGUGAUAAAUACGAGAAUUUAGCUACUUUGUUCGGUAUCAUUCAAUCACUUGAUUAUUUAGAAAGAGCAUACGUCAGGGAUUCGAUAAACCAAUCAGAAUACUCUCCCGCUUGCGUCAAGUUGCUGGCCCAGUUUAAGACAAUUUUAAAGUUGGUGGCUGGCGACAUUGCGGGUUCUGUCGAUGAAUUUAUGGCAGAAUAUAAAAUGGACUGUCCUGCUGCUGCUCAUCGCUUACACGUCGGUGUUCCUGCCACUGUCGAACAUUCGGCAGAAGAGGGCGUUGAAACUGGUAAAUGGGUAGCAGAGACGACUCAGUGCUUUAUCACAUUCAUGGACGCACUCAGACUAAACUUACGAGCGAAAGACCAGUUACAUCCUAUGUUGACAGAUCUUAUGAGCGUCUAUUCACGCUUCAAAGGCUCUUCUGAGUGGGAAGGCAGACCAAAAUUAGUCGGAUGGCUAAUCAGUCUAAACAAGAUGAAAGCUGCUGAUGAGAUUACAGAUGAGCAAUCUCGGCAGAUGUUGUUUGAUGUCGAUCACGCGUAUAAUGAAUUUUUUAGAUCUUUAGGGAAGAACGAUGGAUGAUUAAACGAUUAAUAGAAAAUGUAAAGUAGUUGAAAUGCUAAGUAAAGCAACAAAGCAGCCAUUGAUGUUAUGUUUGCGCUUGCUAUAUUGUGUGCUGCAUGAAUUUUGAUUUGUUCGGGGAUAUGAACAGCGAACUGUUGUAUUUGUUGGAUAUUGAUAUAUAGAUAGUUGAAUGUCGGUAUCAAAAGAACAGCAAAGCUAAUCAAUUCCAGUUUAUACCUUCUGUAUAUGAAGCUAUUGACGAACUGGCUGGACAAACCAAUUAUGAAGAGUGUGUUCAUGAAAACCUUAACAGCCUGAGGGCUGUUGUUGAAAGUGCUAUAAAAACCGAUAGCGUUUUCACCGUUAAAUUUACUAUUAUCCAUUAAAAGCUUCAAAUCUUGUGUGAAACAAAUGAAGAGAAUACCCAAACUGAAUGAAACCGAGGAGAGUGUUAUACUCUUUAGUAACGUCAUUUCCUUUAACCUUG
Wallemia mellicola CBS 633.66 is the source of this 1099-nucleotide messenger RNA. RefSeq names its product vacuolar protein sorting-associated protein 28. Bases 1 to 630 code for a protein of 209 amino acids. NCBI's taxonomy places the organism in Eukaryota, Fungi, Basidiomycota, Wallemiomycetes, Wallemiales, Wallemiaceae. Gene Ontology annotation, molecular function: protein-containing complex binding. The transcript has 8 exons. Gene Ontology annotation, biological process: protein transport to vacuole involved in ubiquitin-dependent protein catabolic process via the multivesicular body sorting pathway. The record is from RefSeq and is a predicted model, not a curated record. Gene Ontology annotation, cellular component: ESCRT I complex.